Olea europaea var. sylvestris is the source of this 1060-nucleotide messenger RNA. RefSeq names its product glycerol-3-phosphate dehydrogenase SDP6, mitochondrial-like. The transcript is spliced from 3 exons. Gene Ontology annotation, molecular function: glycerol-3-phosphate dehydrogenase (quinone) activity. NCBI's taxonomy places the organism in Eukaryota, Viridiplantae, Streptophyta, Magnoliopsida, Lamiales, Oleaceae. Gene Ontology annotation, cellular component: glycerol-3-phosphate dehydrogenase (FAD) complex; mitochondrion. Bases 143 to 1045 code for a protein of 300 amino acids. Gene Ontology annotation, biological process: glycerol-3-phosphate metabolic process. The record is from RefSeq and is a predicted model, not a curated record.
GCUCUACACCAGGCACAACUGUUUUAAAAUUUCUCCCCCUGUCAGAUUACUGACACGACCUUUUCCAACAGGAUUAAAGAGUGUACAGCCAUAACUAUACAUCAUUUCCCAUACUCCGUAAUCAUCACUCGUCAUCCUCUUCAUGGCCACCGCCAUACGCCUCCGCCGGCUCGGUGCAAUCGCCGCCACAUCUGGCGCCGUUUAUUACACCCUCCUUGGCAACACCUCAAUCUCCUCCAGUGAUCGCGGCGGCGGCGGAUCAGUCCUCACCGCCAUAAAGCAGAAAAUUGCGGACCCAUUUGCCGUUGUUCCAUCUCGUGAUGUUCAGGAGUCGGCUCUGAUGGGGUCUAGCUCAGCCAAUCCGCUCGACAUCCUUGUCGUGGGCGGAGGCGCCACCGGUUGCGGAGUUGCCCUGGACGCCACCACCCGCGGCCUUCGCGUCGGCCUUGUCGAGCGCGAGGACUUCUCCUCCGGCACCUCCUCCCGGUCAACCAAACUCAUCCAUGGAGGAGUUCGUUACUUGGAGAAAGCUGUUUUUAACUUAGAUUAUGGGCAGUUAAAGCUGGUUUUCCAUGCUCUUGAGGAGCGGAAACAAGUCAUUGAUAAUGCUCCACACCUCUGCCAUGCUCUGCCGUGCAUGACUCCAUGUUUUGACUGGUUUGAGGCUAUAUACUACUGGAUUGGCUUGAAAAUGUACGAUUUAGUUGCUGGGAGGCAGUUGCUGCAUUUGUCUAGGUACUAUUCAGCACAAGAGUCGGUUGAACUCUUUCCCACAUUGGCAAGGAAUGGCAAAAACAAGACCUUGAAGGGCACUGUGGUUUAUUAUGAUGGACAAAUGAAUGAUUCGCGUCUAAAUGUUGCAAUAGCAUGUACAGCUGCUUUAGCUGGUGCAGCUGUACUUAACCAUGCAGAAGUGAUAUCCUUACUUAAAGAUGAGGUCAGCGGGCGAAUAAUCGGUGCACGAAUAAGAAAUAAUCUAUCAGGAUUUAGUACCAUCAAUACAGUUGUCGGAAGGAAGAAGUAUUGGUCAUUUUUUGUCCCAUAGAUUUACUUGAGCACA